This is a messenger RNA of Anopheles coluzzii, 3916 nucleotides long. RefSeq lists its product as uncharacterized. NCBI's taxonomy places the organism in Eukaryota, Metazoa, Arthropoda, Insecta, Diptera, Culicidae. The transcript is spliced from 10 exons. Bases 56 to 3061 code for a protein of 1001 amino acids. The record is from RefSeq and is a predicted model, not a curated record.
AGCUGACUCAGUCCACCACAACUGUGCGGUGUUGUAAGGUGCGUCCCUUCAAACGAUGCAGUUCAAUCACGAUGAACUUUCCUCACCGGAGUGGUUAAAUGAUGAAUAUUUUCGGCACGUUUUGUGUAAGCUAGAAUGUGAUUCGAACGUUCGUCUCAUCGGUGCGUGUGUGCUCCGGCCGGGUACCAAAGCUGGCGAUCAUUUUGCAAGCGUUAUGUACCGAACGACAUUACAAUACCAUUGCACCGCGAACGUGAAGAAAACGAUCAAUCUCAUCAUGAAGAUUAAGCCAGACACAGACGGGUUCAAGAAAGAUCUGCUUGAUGGUGAUGAUUUUUUUGGCAAAGAAAUCCGAAUGUACACGGAAGUGCUGCCUCAAAUGGCAGCAGUAAUGCGAAGCAUUGGUGAGGAGUAUCAAUAUCCCAAAUUGGUGUUCGCAUCUCACGAGCCUCACACGAUAAUUAUUCUGGAGGAUGUGAGCUCACAGGGAUGGACAAUGGAAGGGUUGAUAAAAAGUUUUUCCGAAUUGGAGCCAACCAUAGAUGCAAUUGCCAAGUUCCAUGCAGCCUCUGUCGUGCUACAAGAGAAGGAUCCUACCUUUGCGUCCCAGUAUCAGUGCACCAUUGCGAAAAUAUUAUGCUCGAUGCGAGGUAUGACGGACGGCUGUUUUCGUUCAUUUAUCUCCUUUCUUAGUGAGACGGCGGAGCUUCAAGAGUUUGUCGCCCCGGUAGAACAUUUUCACGCCAAGAUCGAUGACACUUUGCAAGCGGCAUAUGCACGUAGUGAAACGUUUGCCAAUGUGUUGAUACACGGUGAUUUUCAUUUUAAAAAUUUGCUUCACCUACAGUCCGGUGGCAAAAUCGUCGAUACAAUUUUUGUGGACUAUCAGAUGUGCAGCUGGUGCUCGCCGGUGGUCGAUUUGUACUACCUUACCUACAUGAUACCGGAGCAAUCGGUAAAAAACGCUCAUCGUGAUGAGAUCAUUUAUCGUUACCAUCAAAAGUUUGCCAGUCUGCUACGACGGUUAAAAUAUCGUGGCCGUGUUCCGACAUUAACUGAGUUGCAAGUUGAGCUGCUAAGGAAAGCAGAAUUGGAACUCUACCAUUAUAUUGUGUUUUCUGCCUUCUUGCAUACCGAUUUAUCGAAGGUGGACUCCGAAGCAUUCUUUCUGGGACGCACAGACAAUCCGGCAUUGAAAAUGGAAGAGUUUAAAGAAACGAUGAAGACCGAAUUAAGGAGAUUUCUAUACCAUGGUAUAAUAGAAAAUUAUUUAUUCUGGCUAGCUAUCAUGUCGUGCCAUAGAGACCAGCCUGAGGCCCCGGCCUGGUUGAACGACGAGUUCUUCCGUGAUGUGAUGCGCGAAUCAAAUAACGAUUCGUCGAUCGAGCUGACCAGUGCCUGCAUUUUACGUCCUGGUACGAACAAAAAAGAUCACUAUGGUAGUGUAAUGUUCCGGACCACCGUCGCGUAUCAAUCAAAGCGCUUAGCUGAUGAAAAGUUCGUUGAUAUUAUCAUGAAAACGAAGCCUGAAGCAGACGGAUUGAUGAAAGAUCUGCUAGACGACGAUGGAUUGUUUGUGGUAGAAAUCGAGAUGUACAGCAAGGUUCUACCAGAAGUGACACGUUUGUUGAAGGAAAUAGGAGAGGAGUAUAAGUAUCCUCGAUACAUCUAUGGUACGAUAAAGCCGCACACUAUCCUUAUUUUGGAGGAUAUUAGUGGUCAAGGAUGGGUCGAAGGUGAUCUUAUCAACACGCUGGACGACAUGAAGCCGAUAGUGAAAAAUGUAGCCAUGCUCCAUGCAGCGUCCGUGAUCCUGGAAAGCUCUUUGAAGUGGGCUACCAGCAUGGCGUACAAUCAAGACGAGCUUGAGGCUCCGGGUUGGUUGAACGAUGAGUUCUUCCGUGAUGUGAUGCGCGAAUCAAAUAACGAUCCAACGAUCGAGUUAAUCAAGCCAUGUGUUUUACGUCCGGGCACCAAUAAAGGGGACCAUUACGCUAGUGUCAUGUUCCGCACGACCGUCACGUAUCGAUCGCAGCGUUCAAGUGAAGAGAAGUCGGUCAACAUCAUCAUGAAAACAAAGCCUGAAGCUGACGGAUUAAAGAAGGAGCUUUUGGAUGACGAUAGAUUAUUUGCGAUAGAAAUUGAAAUGUACAGCAAGGUUCUUCCAGAGAUGACAAGAAUGUUAAAAGAGAUAGGAGAAGAGUACAAAUAUCCUCGAUACAUUUACGGUGCGUUGAAGCCUCGCACGAUCCUGAUUUUGGAAGAUAUUAGUGACCAGGGAUGGGUGAUGGGCGAUUUCAUCAGCACGUUAGACGAUAUGAAGCCAAUAGUAAAGGAUAUUGCUAUGUUUCACGCUGCGUCCGUAAUGUUGGAAAGCGCUGAUUCUACAUUUGUGGCUAGGCAUAAUUACUCAAUCGCAGAGAAAUUUAUGGGCUUCAAAGGUAUGAUCACGAAGGGCUUUGGGGAUCUGAUGCACCUCACACAGACGUGUUCAGAGUUUGCACAUUUUGCAAGGCCGUUAGGUCGUUUCCAGGAAAAUUUGCAUAAUUUCUUCACUGCAUUAUAUAUCCCUUCGAAAACAAUCCAAAACGUGUUGAUACAUGGAGAUUUUCAUAGUAAAAACAUGCUGCAUCAAGUUGAUGCUGAAGGACGACACACCGAUACGAUACUGCUUGAUUAUCAAAUUUGUUGCUGGACCAGUCCAGCGGUUGAUUUGUACUAUCUACUGGAUAUGAUACCGACUCAAGAGGUGAAGGACAAACAUCGGUCUGAGUUGAUCUAUAUGUAUUAUCAACAGUACAGUGAUUUACUGAAGCGGCUAGGAUAUGUGGGUAAAAUACCGUCCUUGCUGGAUCUGCAGAUAGAGCUUCUACGAUAUGCUGGACUAGAGGUAUUCCACUACGCAAUGUUCAGUUCGUUUCGGUACAUGGAUCAAACAGCGAUUGAUAUAGAGGCAUACUUGAAGGGAGAGCUUGAAAAUCCUGCUUUCAACAAUCCAGAGUUCAAGAAGCUUAUGCAUAGCGAGCUAACACGCUUCCUACAUCAAGGAACAUUAUCGUGAAUGAAUGAUAAUCAAGGUGUUGGGUCGUGAAUAAAAAAGCUACUUCAUGUGUGAUUUGAAGUACUAGUGUGCAAAAAGUGCUACUAAUUACCUUAAUAAUUGACAGUAAAGACCGCCAUUGUCUCAAUAGGGUCGUUCAAAUGAAUCUUACACUUUGGACUAUAUACUUAGCGCUAUUAAUGUAUAUUCGUAAUCUUGUGUUCGUACAUUGUGCGACAGAAUGGACUAUGAAAAAAUAUACACUUUUAUAAUCUGAGGUUUGAACUCAGCAUAGAGCAGGAAAAUUGAUCUGCUGUAGAAAAAAAUCAAUGGUAGAAAUCUAGUCCACAAAAUCAUAAUAAAAAGUCUUAUUGCAUUAGGCUUCUGUAGGCAUGUAGGGUUUUGAGACACUUGAAGACCGUUGUUCCAUGAUUUGGGCCUCCUUGAUUGCCCCACUUAUGCUGUAUAUCACUGAUGUUUCGACUUUGAUCUCCUCUAUCCCUCUUUAUGUUCCCUCCAACCCCUUCGUAUGCGUCGCCCUUUAAAUAUUCCUACUCAUCGUACUGCUAUGUGUCGUAGGGACCCGGUACUACGUGCAUUGAGUGUCUUUAAUGAUUCUUCCCACCACUUUGAUUACCACCUUACCCUAACAUGCUUCCACAAUCGCCUAAAGUCCUAACUAUUAUGUAUACCCUUCUUUUACUUUUUUGUACUUAUGCUUCCUUUAAAUUUUACAAUGUUCUAUAAGUCCUAAUGGCUCAUUACUUUUGUUAAGAUAAUAAGAUUCGAUCUAGGUUCGUAGACUAGUACAUAAGAAUAUGUUAUGUAAAGCCAUACUGGCAAACAUUGAAAUACAUCGAAAUAUGGAAUAUGAAA